This is a messenger RNA of Closterium sp. NIES-65, 1023 nucleotides long. The record is from the annotation of a GenBank genome assembly. Lineage: Eukaryota; Viridiplantae; Streptophyta; Zygnematophyceae; Desmidiales; Closteriaceae.
AUGGCUCGGAUGACUGCAGUGGCCAUGCUGCUGCCAGGGCUGCUGGCCGGCAUUGUUAUCGGCACUGCCAUCUCAGUGAAUAGCAUCACGCCGCUCGCAAGGGAUGCCUGGCAUGCCACCAGCACACAGGACGUGAGUCACUAUCAUGGCAAGUUUGACCGCUCUGGCAAGUCCAAUGCCACAGUUACUUGUGCAACUCAUCUGCUCAUGGCUUAUUCUGCCGUCGCCACUCUCAUGGCACUGCUGUGGGGGAUGGGCGUGACCCACACGCGAGUCAGAGCGUGGGUGCAUCGGCAGGGUUUGGCUGUGACGGCUGGGCUGAUGAAGCUGACGAGUGCAAGCAAGUGCCUCGUGCCACGUGGAAGCGUCCCUCUGCAGCACAGCCCCAUUUCGGGGAUGCAGAAAGUGGGUGAGGUUGUUGUGUCUGUCAUAGGAAAUAUCGCUGGAGUGCACAAGUUGAAAGAGGUGAUUAGGAUGAGAAUGAGGGCGCUUGGUGUGCAGCUGGAAGAGACAAGGAGGGAGUUUAGAGGGCAGGUGGAGGAGAGGGAGAGAGAGCUAGGAGCAGCGAAAGAGAAGCUGGAGGAGACUGAGGGACGACAAGUGGUAGAGAUAAGGGAGAUGAGAGAGAAGGUGGAGGAGAGGGAAAGAGAGCUGGCAGAAGUGAAGGGGGAGCUGGCCGAACACAAGGAGGCUAUGAGAGAGCAAUGGGAUGUGGCUGAGAGAAGGAGAGAAUCGAUUUUGAGAGAAUUGAGAGAGGAGGCAAGAAAGGGAGAGGAAGAAAUGAGGGCGGAGUUGGCAAGGGAGAGGGAGGAGAGGAGGUGGGAGGUGCAGGAGGUAGAGAGGAGAAGAGCAGCAGACUUGAUGGAGAUGAGUGGGCAGAUGGAGGAGAGGGAGAGAGAGCUGGCAGCAGUGAAGGGGGAGCUGGCUGAACAGAAGGAUGUUCUUGUGAAGUUGUAUGUUGACCUGCAAUUCAGAGAGAGUGAAGGCGAUCAGAAGACGGCAUGGCAGGUGUGUACUGAUUGA